Molecule: messenger RNA, 2244 nt
Organism: Marasmius oreades (fairy-ring Marasmius)
Lineage: Eukaryota; Fungi; Basidiomycota; Agaricomycetes; Agaricales; Marasmiaceae
Exons: 19
Coding region: 3-1742 (579 amino acids)
Biological process (GO): glutathione metabolic process
Cellular component (GO): cytosol
Molecular function (GO): 5-oxoprolinase (ATP-hydrolyzing) activity
Source: RefSeq, a predicted model, not a curated record
AUAUGCUUCGAGCUGGCAAUCAGCUGCCGGGUCCUUGCAUCAUUACCGAGGUUGACAGCAACACCCUAAUAACGCCUACCCAUCGAGCGGAGAUUGAUGAAAUUGGUAAUGUUCUAAUUUGGGCUCAUAAUGAUUGGUCUUCUCCAUCCGAGAAAACUGCCGAUCCUAUCAUUGUUCAGUUAGUCGAGGGUAGUUUGCAAAAUGCGAGAAUGGAGAUGGACGUACUAAUUCAAAGAGUAGCGAUGUCGCCCGCUAUGCGUGAACAGCUUGACUAUUUCCCAAUGCUAGCAGCUGGGGAGGGUAAACAUUCAGGGAAAAUGGUGUGCGGACAAUUUGGUAGUUUUAUUCCCGGAUUCCUAUCCUCCUGGGACGACACGAUUGAAGAAGGCGACGUGUUCGUUACCAAUGAUCCUUAUUCUGUCAGCAACUCGAUCUCGCAUCUUAACGACUUCUUGGUGAUCAACCCGGUUCAUCAUGAGGGGAAGAUCGCUGGUUGGACUGCUAAUCUUGGUCAUUUUACGGACAUAGGUUCCGUAGUUCCUGGAAGUAUGCCUAAUUGUGCAACAAGCAUCUUCGAAGAGGGUAUCCAGAUACCCGUUUGUAAGCUUUAUUCACGCGGUGUUCCAAACACGGCAGUAUUCAAGAUAGUAGAGAGGAACAGUCGAAAGCCCGAAUUUGCCCGAAACGACUUGCAUGCCCUCGUCGCCGCCACAAAGAUUGCGAGCAAACGGAUACUAGAGCUGAUCGAACGUUUUGGAAUAGAUCGUUACGAAGAUGCUUUGGACACUCUCCUGACGCGCAACAGGACUGCAGUUGGGAAACUCAUGAAGACUGCAAUCCCCGAUGAGCCUAUCGAUUUCGAAGAUUUCAUCGAUGAUGACGGUCAUGGAAUCGGGCCUUGGAAGAUUGCAUGCAGAAUGGAGAAACAAGUCAAUAGUGAAGGUAGCACGAUCGUUGUUCUUGACUUUGAUGGUACAGACCCACAGUCCGAAAAGUCCAUCAACUUCGCGCUCUCGCAUGAAAUGUUGAAGAUGUUCCUCGUGUUUUACUUAUUGACCGUCUUUGACCCUGUGACUGUUGUGAACGACGGAGCCUUUGACUUGAUUGAUAUCAAGAUUCCCGAGGGAACCAUUCUCAAUCCUAUCCGCCCAGCUGCAUUGUCUUGUAGAACUCAUGCCCUGAGUCGACUAUUCGACGUGAUAUCCGCAUUAUUUGGUCAACGACAGCCCGAGUUCUUGAGCGCUGCUGGCUUCAGUGACUCUCCGCAUUUCUUCUACAGUGGAUGGACGAAGGAAGGGGAGUGGUAUCAGCUCUAUCAAAUUGGAUUCGGCGGAGUACCUGCACGACCGCACGGCGACGGACCAGACGGGCAUAGUCUCUGGCCCUCAAUGAUGGCAGUGCCGAAUGAAUUUUUAGAAAGCUAUUUGCCUCUGAGAAUCGAUCGAUACGAGACUGUUCCAGAUUCAGGCGGUGAGGGAUUCUAUCGAGGAGGCAAUGCAAUCAGGAUUAUAUAUCACUUCCUUGAACCUGGAAAUAUUUCCAUCCACGAUGAUCGAUGGUUAACAAAACCUUGGGGUGUAUUGGGUGGCGGUUACGGUCAGGGGUCUCGGAAGACCUUGAUAAUGGCGUCAGUGAACGGAGCCGAACCGGUCAGACAACCGCUCAAGUCUAAAGAGGAUUUUGUGGAGGUUGCUGCUGGUGACUCCCUUGAAUGGGUGACCUGGGGCGGUGGAGGAUGGUAAGUAGCUCGUGACGGAGAGUCCAUACCUGACCCUUCUAUUACUAGGGGAAACCCAUUAGAGAGAAGCCCCGAAGUGGUCGCUUUAGAAGUCCGCCAGGGAUUGGUCAAAGACACGAGUCGUUAUGGUGUCGUUCUGCGACCCUCGGGAGAAGUAGAUAAGAAUGCCACAAUCAAACUGCGUUCCUCGAUGGCCCCUGCCCAGGCAGAACGGUCCAGGGAACUGUUCAACAGAGGAGGGUCGCUCAAAGACCUGAUGGAUAGAUGUCUGGACGAAACGGGAUUCCCACCUCCUCGACUCCCGUCUACCCGUGUCUUACGAGGGCCGGUGAGCCGACUCAAACAUGUAAUAGAGCUUCACCAACGUCGUGCAGAGGAGGAUCGGCGACUAUUCCAAAUCCAAUGAGUUUCCUUAGAUUUACGACACGAUCGGCAGCAGUUGGAACCUGACUGUAUCUUAACUUGACCAUUGAACAUCUUAUACUGUAUAAUUGGCUCGAUCAAAC